Messenger RNA from Otolemur garnettii (small-eared galago), 1404 nucleotides. RefSeq names its product NADH:ubiquinone oxidoreductase subunit A10 (gene NDUFA10). The record is from RefSeq and is a predicted model, not a curated record. The coding region runs from base 75 to 1166 and encodes 363 amino acids. Lineage: Eukaryota; Metazoa; Chordata; Mammalia; Primates; Galagidae. The transcript is spliced from 10 exons. Gene Ontology annotation, cellular component: cytoplasm. Gene Ontology annotation, biological process: mitochondrial electron transport, NADH to ubiquinone.
GCGCCGGACGGAGGAGAGGACCCCGUCGCGACCUCAUCCUCUCGGGUCGUUGAGCCAGAGCCGACCGAGUAGCCAUGGCCCUGAGGCUUCUGAGGCUGGUCCCGGCGCCCACGUCCGCGCGGGUCCUGGCGGCGGGCGCCCAGCGCGUGGUGAGGGUGCGGCGGUGUGAGGGCGGAAGAAUCCACACCAGUGUACGGUGUGAGCUGCGCUAUGGACCUUUGGCGUACCUGCUUGGUGAAAGAAUAACCAAAAAACUGACAAAAAACAGCAAAGUGAUAACUGUGGAUGGCAACAUAUGUUCUGGGAAAGGCAGGCUUGCAAAAGAGAUAGCGGAGAAGCUGGACAUGAAGCACUUCCCUGAAGCGGGGAUACAUUAUGCAGACAGCACUACAGGAGAUGGAAAACCCCUUGAUGUGCAGUUCAGUGGGAACUGUAGUUUGGAGAAAUUUUAUGAUGAUCCAAAAAGUAAUGAUGGCAACAGUUACCGCCUGCAGUCCUGGCUGUAUGCCAGCCGCCUCCUACAGUAUGCGGACGCCCUGGAGCAUUUGCUCAGCACAGGACAAGGGGUGGUGUUGGAGCGUUCCAUCUUCAGCGACUUUGUCUUCCUGGAGGCCAUGUACAAGCAGGGAUUCAUCCGGAAGCAGUGUGUGGACCACUACAACGAGGUGAAGAACGUGACCAUCUGCGAGUACCUGCCUCCCCACUUGGUGAUCUACAUCGACAUGCCCGUCCCAGAGAUCCAGAGCCGGAUUCAGAAGAAGGGAGACCCACAUGAGAUGAAGGUCACCUCUGCCUACCUUCAGGACAUUGAGAAUGCCUAUAAGAAAACCUUCCUCCCUGAGAUGAGUGAGAAGUGUGAGGUGCUGCAGUACAGCCCCAGGGAGGCUCAAGAUCCAUCCAAGGUGGUGGAGGAUAUCGAGUAUCUCAAGUACGACAAAGGGCCGUGGCUGGACCAGGACGAUCGCACUUUUUACCACCUGCGGAUGCUGGUUCAGGAUAAGUUGAAGGUGCUGAAUUUUACAACCAUUCCUGUCUAUCUCCCAGAAAUCACGAUUGGCGCUCACCAGAGUGACCGAGUCUUCCGGGAAUUCCAUGAGCUGCCGGGCCGCAAGUACCGACCUGGGUACAAUGCCGAUGUGGGUGACAAGUGGAUCUGGCUGAAGUGAGCAGGCUGCCCUCGCCCAGCUGCAGCAUAGUGACCAAGAAGUUCUGGCCUGCCUGCUCUCAGGGACUCCACAUGGCUCUAAACAGGGGAGUAAAUGAUCUGAAACUGCGCAGUAGAAGAGACACCUGGCCAGGUGUGCCUGCUGUAGUAUAGUAAUAGAGUUGGAAGAAAUGACUUCCAUUUAAAAGGUUUUGGAAGCAUCUAGCUUUAUUUUGUAAUGACCCGUAAUUAUCACUGGG